Messenger RNA from Penicillium cosmopolitanum, 768 nucleotides. Its product is annotated as EXPERA domain-containing protein. The transcript has 3 exons. Gene Ontology annotation, biological process: sterol biosynthetic process. Gene Ontology annotation, cellular component: membrane; endoplasmic reticulum. Bases 1 to 768 code for a protein of 255 amino acids. Gene Ontology annotation, molecular function: cholestenol delta-isomerase activity; steroid Delta-isomerase activity; C-8 sterol isomerase activity. The record is from RefSeq and is a predicted model, not a curated record. Lineage: Eukaryota; Fungi; Ascomycota; Eurotiomycetes; Eurotiales; Aspergillaceae.
AUGUCAGCCUCACACCCUUACUACCCCCUCGGGGCGAACAUUGUCGGUUAUUCGCCCAACCAGACCUCCGUCCUCGAGCUACUCGUCACGGCGGGUGGAGGAUGCGCGGCCUUGCUGGGAUUGACUUUUGCCGUGGCCAGUUAUGUGCGCCCAUCGCUGCGAAUGGCCGAUCGGAUCGCCAUCUUGUGGUUUGUGCUCUGUAUGACAUCCUGCCAGAAAUGGUGCCCUCUCCCCCGGAGCCGGGCCAGAGUUGAGCUAAUGAGUGAAAACAUUGGAAAUGCAAUAGCUGGGACUUUACACUGCUUCUUCGAGGGCUACUUUAUGAUCCAUCAUGACCACAUGGCCUCGGCCCAGGAUCUUUUUGGGCAGCUCUGGAAGGAAUAUGCCCUGUCCGACUCUCGGUACAUGACCUCGGACACGCUGGUGUUGUGCAUGGAGACUAUGACGGUGUUGUUGUGGGGACCUCUCUGCUUUGUCGUCGCCUAUCUGACCGCACGGCGGCAUUCCCUGCGACACCCGAUGCAGUUGGUGGUGUGCAUGAGCCAUCUCUACGGGGAUACGCUGUAUUAUGCGACGAGCCUCUUCGAUGACUAUGUGAAUGGAGUGGCAUACUGCCGACCGGAGGGGUAUUAUUUUUGGCUGUAUUACUUUUUUAUGAACUUCAUCUGGAUUGUGGUUCCGGGUUAUUACUUUUAUGACAGCAUCUCCACCAUUUCGGCCGCGAUUCGGGCCCAGCAGGUGUCAGACGAGCGGCGCAAAAGCCAGUAG